AUGCUUAUUGAUGGGGAAGUGAAUCAAACUAACCAGGUAGAAGAAGAGGCUCACUUUGAUUUUGAUUUGUUUGUUAUUGGAGCGGGGAGUGGUGGUGUUCGCGCUGCUAGGUUUUCUGCUAAUUAUGGAGCUAAGGUUGGAAUAUGCGAACUUCCAUUUCAUCCUAUCAGCUCUGAAGUAAUUGGAGGGGUUGGUGGAACGUGUGUUAUCCGUGGUUGUGUUCCGAAGAAGAUUUUAGUUUAUGGAGCAAACUUUGGAGGUGAAAUUGAGGAUGCGAGGAAUUUUGGCUGGGAAUUAAACGAAAAGGUGGACUUCAACUGGAAAAAACUUUUGCAGAAAAAGACGGAUGAAAUAAUCAGGCUAAAUGGAAUUUACAAGAGGCUACUAUCUAAUGCUGGGGUUAAACUGUAUGAAGGAGAGGGAAAGGUUGUUGGUCCUAAUGAAGUUGAGGUGACACAACUAGAUGGAACUAAAUUGAGAUACGCAGCAAAGCACAUACUGAUUUCAACUGGCAGUAGAGCUCAGCGUCCCGCUAUCCCUGGGCAGGCAAGUUUCAUGGUUUUCUCCUUGAAUGAUUUGGAAUUGGUCUCUGAUGGUCACGCUCUGUUUUGUGUUAUUGAAGAGCUGCUGUUUUCCAAAUAUGGAUUUGAUAUAGGCAUUGAGUUGGCCAUAACUUCUGAUGAGGCAUUGAGUUUGGAAGAUCUACCUAAGCGUGCAGUGGUGCUUGGUGGAGGGUACAUUGCUGUUGAGUUUGCUUCAAUAUGGCGUGGCAUGGGUGCUAAUGUGGAUCUAUUUUUCAGAAGGGAACUUCCAUUAAGGGGUUUUGAUGAUGAAAUGAGGGCUGUGGUUGCAAGAAAUCUAGAAGGCAGGGGAAUUAAUUUUCAUCCCAGAACAAAUUUGACAGAGUUGACUAAAACAGAGGAAGGAAUAAAAGUUCGCACGGAUCAUGGAGAGGAGCUGUUGGCAGAUGUUGUACUUUUUGCCACUGGUAGAGCUCCCAAUACGAAGAGAUUAAAUUUAGAAGCUGUAGGUGUUGAGCUUGAUGGAGGAGGAGCUGUGAAGGUCAGUAGAAAGGCUAAACUCUGUCAGAACAUGUCUGUGGAGUUCCCUGCAAUUGUGUUGUGGGCCAGGGGUCUCCAUAAAAACAAGAAUAGUGAAGUUGACGAGCACUCUCGCACCAAUAUACCUAGCAUAUGGGCUGUUGGUGAUGUCACAAACCGAAUGAAUCUUACUCCUGUGGCCUUAAUGGAGGGAACCUGCUUUGCAAAGACGAUAAUGAAGCUUGUUGUUGACGCUGAGACGGAUAAAGUACUCGGAGCUUCCAUGUGUGGGCCAGAUGCACCUGAAAUUAUGCAGGGUAUUGCUAUUGCACUGAAGUGUGGAGCAACCAAGCAACAAUUUGACAGUACUGUGGGAGUACACCCUUCUUCUGCUGAGGAAUUUGUGACCAUGCGUUCAGUGACAAGGCGCGUUACUGCAAGUGGCAAACCAAAGACAAAUUUGAUCCCUGGGUUGGUGGGAGGAUUCGUGUUUAUGCUGGGAAACGCAAUUGCUAUGGUGUCUGAGGCAUGGGCUGUGCUGAUUGAUUUAGAGCUUGCUUGGGAUCGAAUAUCGUCACCAUUCGAUGUUUUCCCGGCCAGGUACAGUAGUCAAUAUGGUAUAACCGGUCUUAUAAGAACCAUUAUCACUGGCCCUCCAGCGCAUUUACUACUCACAGAAGCAAAUGCUGCCCAAGCAAUAUCUGUUUAA
Molecule: messenger RNA, 1749 nt
Organism: Dovyalis caffra
Lineage: Eukaryota; Viridiplantae; Streptophyta; Magnoliopsida; Malpighiales; Salicaceae
Source: the annotation of a GenBank genome assembly